CAAAAUCAUAUUAUUUUGUGUUUUUUAAUAAUACAUGAGUAAUUUGAUUAUAUUGUUGUUGUUCAUGAUUUCUGCUUUCCUGCACUGCUAGGACACGAGGACCUGCCGACCAGGGUGGUGUUGUAGGUUCAGUGUAAAACAAGACCAUUAAAAAAAGUGAUCUUUUUAUAUUACAAUCACUUAUUUGGUACGUAAUUGGAAUGAGGCAGACAUAUUAUAUGUCAGGUAAUAAAAAAAACUAGUAGGUAGAGUACGUUAGAAACAACUUUUAUUAGUAAAAGUCACCGCAAGAAAUCCUAUGGAUUUACUUGGAGGAUAAUGAGAGUGACCAGAAAGCAUUUAUUUGUUACAUAUUACGUAUAAACCUACUGAAGUUCAGAUGUCAGGGAAUUAUAAGUAUCUUUGACAACGACACUACAACAUAAUACACCAAUUGAACCGGGACUUGGCCGAAUAUAACAAAAUUCCAGUCCAGUGCCUAAUUUGCUUCAACCCGCAACAGGUAUGUUUUUUUGGAGAGUAUUGUGAAGGAGAACUUAGUGUAGCUUAGGCGUUGCCUCCUCCGAGCGUACAAAACGUGCGGGCUGUGGGGGCGGGCCGUGCUGUGCGGCGGGCGGCGGGCGGCGCGCGCUCAGUUCUCGCCGGGAGCCCGCCGCCGGCCGCCGCACAGCUCGCGUCAUUCGGCUAUGGACAUGGAGCAUUUCAUCGAGGCCGUGCGCCGCUACCCCUGCCUCUGGGACACAGCCGCGCCGGAGUACCGCGAUCAGGAGUUGAAGGACGCCGCCUGGGCAGACCUCGUCAAGGAGACCGACCUCUCUUCUGUAAAAGAAGUAAAGCUGAAGUGGAAGAAGCUGCGCGACAGCUACCGCGAUGCGCUGAAGCGUCAGAGCGAAGUGGCGGCGGGCGGCAAGCGUGGCAGCGCCUGGAAGUACACUCACCUAAUGCACUUCCUACAGCCGCACAUGAACGCCCGAAAGAAGCCGCCGUUCCCGCAGGCGGCGCCGCGCGAGCCCAGCGCAGAGGUCGGCGAGGGAGAGCGCGUCAACGGGCACGAAGGGAGCGAAGACAGCUGCUCGUCGCGGUCGUCGACGCCGAGGCGGCGGCGCACCCGCCCCGCGCCCCUCAAGCGGCCUCUGUCGCCGCGACACCAAGAGCUGCCCGACCCGCUCGACAUCUUUUUCAACAGCAUGUGUCAGUCCACAAAACGGCUUCCGUACCCGGCGCAAAUAAGAAUAAAAAAAGCGUUAUUCGCAGCCGUGAUAGAAGCGGAGGAGGGGCUGUUGGCGGAACAGCAGAACUAUGCGGCCUUGUGGGCGCGCGAGGCCGCUUCCACCUCGGGCAGUGAGCCUGCCGGGCAGCAAGAGGACGUCAAGCCUUACCCGUGAACGUCUCGAUUGGGUCGUCGGCGAUUAACGAACAAUAUAACUGACAUUUUUAAAUUUUAAACCGUUAUUCGGUCGAUCAUAACAAAAUGUUUCGGGACAGCUUUUAUAUUGAAAUCGAUUUCAUAUUAUUUUUUAAGCUUUUGUUAAUGCAAACUCAAGACGCAACUAAUAUGUCUGCUGACCUUUUUGAUAUAGCAAACUAUUUGUUAUAAAAGUAUCCGAUAUGUUUCAAAUUAUGCAAAUACUUUCCAGCUAACCUAAGUAAUAAAUUAAUGUCAUCUAGGAAAUAUUUUGAUGAUAUUCUUUUACGUUUGGUUGACCUAACAUGUUUGAUUUCACCUUUAUACAUUUUGGCGUCGCGUUCUGGUCGUUGUUUAAAAAAGUCGUUUUUGUUUGUAAAAGUGACUGCUUCCUGACACCUGAUCGCAAAUAUAGGACGAAUCAAGCAGCUGUUUUGUGUUGUGGUCAGUUGAAAAGAAACAAAAGUUAUUAUGAAGUUAUUCGCCAUACAAAGCUUUUUCAUAAUUUUGUUAAGAUUUAAGACUAUACCGUUUAAACAUAGGUACUUUACAAUCUAAGGUACCGGAGUGGACUUGAUAACAUGCAAAAGACACCUUUGCGCUUAACACAUUACCAUAUUACCGAAUCCCUGCAGCCGAACCUUCAAUGAGCGGGUGACUGACUGACUCACUCAAACAGCUUUGGCUAGGAUGCGUACAUACUACAUACGCACCCAGGCCAUACACAUUGCAUUGUGUAGUCCGCUCCAAAGCGCUUGACAUAACCUGGAAGUGAUGGUUGCAACCCAAAUUAUUUCUAGAAGAACCUACCCUUUCUUUUUCCAACAUACUUUCAACGAGGUGUUACUCGGCUUGCCUGUCGAAAAUUUCUCAAAUGCUAUAGCAGAGCUUAUAGCUCAAUUUGGCAAAACUUUGAUGCUUAUUUCAUAAUUGUUAUAAAAUAUUGAGGAUAUCCGAUUAAUAAUUAUAAUGUUGAUGUCGCUCUGAUAACCAAAUCUCUUGUCAAAAUAGUUAAAUGUAAAUUUAUAUUUAGAGAUUAUACGAAACUGUGCUUUUAAACAAAUAUA
This is a messenger RNA of Pieris rapae (cabbage white), 2472 nucleotides long. RefSeq lists its product as uncharacterized. The record is from RefSeq and is a predicted model, not a curated record. The coding region runs from base 687 to 1385 and encodes 232 amino acids. Gene Ontology annotation, cellular component: nucleus; transcription regulator complex. Gene Ontology annotation, biological process: regulation of transcription by RNA polymerase II. Lineage: Eukaryota; Metazoa; Arthropoda; Insecta; Lepidoptera; Pieridae. The transcript has 2 exons.